AGUUCAUCUUAACGACUUCGGCAAAUUGCGUCUGGUAUGGCUUGCUGAUCUACUUGGAAAACACCAACCGAUAAUAUCUGAAUAGCAAAGUGAAUUUUGGUGCAUUGUUCUGCUGCCUCCAUGUGACUGCCUUAUCUUAUCAGUGAGAUCCAAUCCAGCCCUGCCUGGAAUUUAUUCAAUCACGCCAUGUGUCCUCACGGAGAAUUCCAUUUUCCCACUUCCGAACCUCGCACCACCACCAUCUGAAGCCAAAACUCUCAUCAUCACCUAUCAAGAUGAGCACUUCGUACGGCGGACCUGGGCGUAAGCCCAGACUCAAGGAUUCAUGCAGCAACAAGCUGAUCGAGGCCUGGAACAAUGAGCAGUGGAGUGCCGUCGUGAACCUCACCAAGCAGCUGCUCAGGAAUGUUCAAGGUGCUGACAAGGACUAUUACGAGGCUGUCGCGUUGGCUGCCAGAUCUGAGCUGGAACACCCUGGUGACAAGUAUGCCGCCCGGGAAGAGGUGCAGAGAAUGGCCAAGGCCAAGGUCCAUCCUUUUGAUCCCUGGGCUGUGGACCUACUGGACUGGGCUUGCCGUGGCAUGCCCAAUUGGUCCGAAACCAUUGGCGUCCUCCGCUCUGCUGUGGUGAAGAUGUGCAAGCGUGACAAAGAGGUGUACAAGGUUUCUCUUACCGCUUGCAUUGCUAACGAAGACUGGGAGCAUGCCCAGGAGAUUGUCAAGAGCAAAGGAACAAACAUACCCGGUGAUAGACUUGAUCACUUCAACAACAUCGUGCUGUUGUACAUUCGCGCAAAUGAUCCCAAGAAAACUCAGGACCCCAAGAUGCGCGCUCUCUUAUGGCAAAUAGCAAAGAAAACAAUUGACCGCGCUUAUGCCUUACGUUCCGAGACCCCUGAUGGCAAGACACUUCCACCCCAUGCCAUUAUCACUGAGGAAGAGAUGCUUCUGUGGGUCCACAUCGAAUUGAAGCUGGAAUCCGCGGAUGCCAACCGACUGAAGCAAGAGGGUGUCGAUGCCUGGAAGGCCAUCACCGAAAGCCAUUAUCCAGUCUUCAAAGCGAUUGUGAACCACUUGGAGGUCCUCCAGGAGUGGGGCGAGAUCUUCGAUGUUUGCCAUGCCGUCUUCAUGCGCGGUAUUGAGCUCCUUCAGAAGCAAGCCGAGACGGGCACUCAAGCUUCCGAGGGUAAAGAUGCCAAUGCCGAAAAAGCUGCGGCUGAGACGAACGCUUUCUCUAGGGCCCUGUUUGACUGGUCCCUGUGGACUCAGUUCAUCACGGCUGCGGAGAAAGGGGAUCGCCGGAGAUCCUUUGAGCAACUUGACAACAUUCUCGCCAAGCUAGCACCUUGCACAAACUACCGCAUCCAACAGAAGAUGCUGGACUUAGCGGGCCUUCACGUUGCAUUCUCCAGGCUGCAGUGGUCCGAGGCUCACCCGGAAGACGACGACUUCUCCCUGCAUGAGCCAACAAUGUUGACCGGUCUCCUAGACUUUGUCAAUGCACACUAUAAGCAGGUGUCCUGUUUUGACGACCUCAAGCCCUUCCUCGAGAAGCUUCCGGUCAAUUUGCUCAAAACGUUCCUGUUGAACUUGGGCAUAGAGGGCCAGCGCAAGGAGAACAACGCGCUGAAGAACAUCAUGCUGGUCACCCUCCGUUUCAGAUUCCGGUAUACGGUCACUACGUCGGGCAGAGCCAUCUUCGAGUCGAAAUGUGGACUUUGCGAAGCCAUCGUUCCCGGCGACAAGUGUGAAGCCUGCUUUUACAGCAUUGCCCAGGCUUGCAUGCAUACUUACACCAUAAGCUUCAAACGUGAACAGGUGCCGCUGCGACAGGCGCUCGAGGAGGAAGAGCUAGAUCCUCUGACCGACUUAAGCAUCAUAGGCGCACUAUGCCUUCUCAAGCUUGCGGGUGUAGACCCCGUCACCUCACUUGCCAAGGUUUCGCGAAUCCAGACGGCCGACUUACCGCGGUUGCUCCAGGCCAUCAUCUGGCUGGAUUUGCGCUUUCAGGAGGCCCCCCACAGUACUACCCUUCGUCUCAUUUUAGUCAAAUUGUUCACCCUGAUUGGCUGCGUCUCUCAUGCCAAGUUGCUUUGGGACAAACUGGAUGUCAAAAAUGUGACACUAGACUCGCUCGGCCCUCUCUUCUCCGAUCGUCUCUCCAGUAUAGCCCCAGGGCUUUGGGCCGUGUCAGCGCACGCGUGGUCGCCUAUAACACCAUACAUUAAGCAUUAUGACAAGGCGUUCAGCAACGAUAUUCCUGCCAACCUUCGCGCAGCAUUCGAGCAGGGUAGCUAUGACAGCAUACUGGGCCUUCUUGGCCUCAAAGACCGUCUGGAACGAAGCUGCACCGUCGUCAUGGCUAUCGUCGAAGAGAGCCGAGGCAUCCGAGCUGUUGGUGGCAAAGCUGGCUUGGAGAUUCUCGAAGAUCCCCUCAUACGGCGCAUUCAAGACAAAACCGAGCUCCUCGAUGCCACUGCCUAUGGCUGUUUACCCAACCAUGAAGACUCAUCUCAGAAGCCCAUCCACGAUCUCAUCAGCAUUGGCCCUGGUCUUUCGCACACUCGCAUGCGCUUAUCUCUACUUGCGGAGAUGUUCAUGAACCUCAUUGGCUGGAGUGCCCUUAAGGAAGUCAGGUCAGCUAAAGCCGCUGAUGUGGAUAGAUUACACAUCGCGAAAGAGUGCAUGGAUGGUUUCUACGAGAUGGAUGAACUGCUCACAAAGGGCCCUCGCGUGGAAGAGAGCCUGACAGGACCGGAGUAUUCGUACUUCAAGCUGGUCUGCUCCCUUCAAGAACUCGUCUGGACAAACCUCACUAUAUCUCUGCCCCAGAAUGCCAACGCACGGCCCCUGGCCACAUCCGAGACCAUUGACGACAUCAUAGCCAUCCUUAAGGACCAGACCACGGCCCUCAAUGCUCUACCCGGAGGGGUCAUCGGCAUGCGGCCGGUCUUCUACGCCUUCUCCUCCCUGCACGCUAACGGCAUGCUACGCGAGUCCGCCACGGCUGUCCGCAUGGCCAUCCUGACCAUCGACGCCGUGACCGAGAAGACUAUUUUCAAAGCCAAUAGCAAGGCGCCCAAGUGGUUCAUCGAGGACCUAGAAAAGCUCAAGGACGCCAGCAACGAGGUCUUUGCCGUGCUCAAGCAGCGCAUCAAGUUGUUGAGUGAUGGUAUCAACGAGGGCGGUUGGAUGGACCGCAUCCCUGAGUGGGCUUUCGGCGGGCUGCUCAUGGGUGACGGGGAUGACCGUACCAAAGAUGUGGAUUCGCUCUUGCUCACGCUCAUCGAGACGACGCCGUUGGGCGGAUUGGAGCGUUUUCCCAGCUUGGUGUUGGAUUCGUGGGAGGAUGCUGUCAAGGGCUUGGCUAAGACUAAGCUUGGUUGAAUGGGCCUGGCCCCACCUGAACUCUCCUCGAUUCUGAUGAUAUUACUGACCUAUAAGAGGUAGCCAUGGCUGAAAACUGACCUCGAUUUCUGUGUAUAAAGCUGCCAGUUAGAUAGGCACUUCUUUCUGGCCCUGGGAAUUGGUUAUGCCACUCCGGCAAACUGCUUGCUCGUAAAGACCCAGGGCAGAUUUAGGUCAGAAUCAAUGACGUUGAC
Molecule: messenger RNA, 3601 nt
Organism: Pseudomassariella vexata
Lineage: Eukaryota; Fungi; Ascomycota; Sordariomycetes; Amphisphaeriales; Pseudomassariaceae
Product: N-acetyltransferase B complex non catalytic subunit-domain-containing protein
Exons: 9
Coding region: 276-3386 (1036 amino acids)
Source: RefSeq, a predicted model, not a curated record